AUGGAGACUACAAAUCAUCUUGAAAUGAUAUCGAAAUUACGACAACGUCUUUUACGUCUUAUUAAAUUAGGUGAACCAAAUCAAUUACGUUCAACAACACAAAUAAAUAAUGAUAAUAAUAAUAAUAAUAAUACUAGAUCAUUAAUUGAUUUAACAGCAAACGUUGAAGAAUGUGUUCGAUGUCUUUUCAAUAAUACAUGUUCAGUUGAAACGUUUAUUCAAGAUGUACAACGAAUAUUAAAUGUUACUAUUAAAAGUAGUUUAAGUUUCUUUCUUAUCGAAGCAAUUCCACUUGCACAUCAAUAUUUACAACAACAUCAAUAUGAUCCACUUUCAUGGGAAACAUUUAAAACGAUUACAUUACAAACAUCACUAUCUGCAGGCUUUUUGUUUUGGUUUUAA
This is a messenger RNA of Rotaria sordida, 402 nucleotides long. NCBI's taxonomy places the organism in Eukaryota, Metazoa, Rotifera, Eurotatoria, Philodinida, Philodinidae. The record is from the annotation of a GenBank genome assembly.